AGAGAACAUGAUGCUUGUUUUUUUAUUGGUACGUAGUUUUUUGCAUAGGUGGUGAUUUUUUCUUAGUGGUAGUGUUUUUUCGUAUUGAUAUUGCUUUUUUCGCAUUGAUAUUGAUUAUCAUGUAAGCAUAUUGUUUUUUUUUUUUGAAAUGGUAGUGUUCUUUUUCUGUAGUGGUAGUGUUUUUCGCAUUAGUAUUGUUUUUCUCUUUUUUUUUUUUUGCAUUGGUAUUGAUUAUCAUGUAAUGAUAUUGAUUUGCAAGUAUUUGUAUUGAUUAAAUCUGCAAUGUUAUUGGUGUUUUGUGAAAUGGUAGUGUUUUUAUUUCUCGAAUGGUAUGGUGUUUUGUGAAAUUGUAGUUUUUUUUAUUUCUCGAAUGCUAUUGGUGUUUUGUGCAUUGGUAGUGUUUUUUAAUGGAUUGAUAUUGUUUUAUUGUUGCAGUGGUAUUAGUUCGGCUAAACAAAAACAAGGAAAAGAUUGAGAAAAAGAAGGAAGAGAGAUCUGACUGGAGAUUGUGAAAAUGAGAGAAAGAGUGAGAAAAUUGUAAUUAAUUUAUAUUUGUAAUUUUCUAAAAUAUAAUUUAUUAAAAAAAUAAUUAAUAAUUUUUUUGUCAUACCCAAAUUGCCCUUAAUAACCACGAAGUUUACUAUUAUAGUAAUCACUGUAACCUGUUCUUUUCUCCUGCCCCUCUAAAGGGUAAUGAGAGGGGCCGGUGGACUACGCUUUGUUUCGAUAUUCUGUGUCGAUUGAGAACCAAUGCUGUAACUUGCCAGAGAUCUUACGUACACGGUGUGCUAGCAGCUAGGCGAUUGAAUUAGGUUAAUGGAAAUUAGGGGAUACUAUCUUUUUAAUUGUCUCACAGGGUCUUAGGUUUGAAGCGUAACUCUUGAGUGGCUGAUAUCCUUCUGGGUCCUUUCUCGAACCUGUGCAUUUAUCGGUGUAGUUUUCCGUAUUUACGGUACUUUUCAUACCUUAAGCAGAGGAUGUUUAUUGCUUCAUCCGGUUUCAGACUUUCAGUCAUUCUAAACUGGUUCUUCUAUAUGCUUUAUCUGCUUCUUGCUUCAUAUGUUUGUAGAGAACUGGAGUUUCUCUGUUGAUGGUGAGUCAGUCUCGAGCAACACUUGCUCCAUUCCGAUACUGAUGUGAAAGUUGCCUUCUGCAUUAGCGAGAUUACGAGGAUAGCAGCACCUCAUGCACCUUAGGAUGAUGCCCAGAUGAGGGUCCGUUUUAACUUCCAAUGUUGCCCUUCCUUUGUUAGUGGUUUUUCCCCGUUCCCGUUCCCUAUCUUUAAUCUCUUUUUUCUUGGUUGUAGGAAACAUUACCUCUGAUUGUAGCUGUAUUUCGUAAGCUUUCACACACAUCCAGCUGCUGUUAUGCAAAUGCAGCAGCCAUCCUUCCUUCCAUUGCAGUGACAAGGGCAAUUGCGGUGAUGAUGGACCUUGAUGCAAUGCCUUAAUUACUGAAAUGUUCCACAUUUUUCUUGAAACCACUAGGUAAAUGGCCUCUUUGUUAGUAUCCUUUCAUCAUUUCCAGCUGCUCUUGAAUUCAUGUUUCUGUCACAAGCUGAAUGCUUCCACUUGUACUUUGAGUUUCUCUUCACAGUUUAAAGCAUUAUUAUUAUGUGCAAAUAUAUACACAACGGGUGGUUGACAUUUUCAAAAUGUUCAGGGUCAAACAAGUCACAUGCUUUAAUUGCUCCAAUUGUGCAAAUAAUGAGUGUUGUCUUGUAGGAAAGCGAUGAAAUCUCAAAGGAGAAUGUGUUCCCCUUUUAUCCAGUGUGAGAAAAGAGAAUCAUGUAUUAUUUCUCUCAUGUAGAGCCACUCACCUUUGGUUACAUUUUCUUUCUCUGAUGCAUACUAGAAGUCACACCCUUUUCUCCAUUUUCAGAAUAUAUCAUCAGACUCCUGGAAGCUGGGGAAGGAAGUGAUCAGAAACAGUGAUGAAGGAUUCGACCUUAUAUUGUUAAGUGGGUGUACAGUUUAGGAGUUCCAGACCACUACAGUAAAAUUGUUGGUUCUAUUUUCCAGAGUGCUUCUGAUCUUAGACCGUGUUCUGGUAUCCGGGACAGCCUGUAAGUUUUCUUGGCAUCUCCAGAGGCUGAGGCCUCUGCUGAAUGUAUGAUGUGGCACCCAUUUGGAGUUUGCAUCGGUUAUAUUUGUUGGCUCGUGAUCAAUACAUAAAAGGAUCGAAUUCCUUGUAUCGUUAUGUUAUCAUAAGGUCGAUUUGGAAUACAGAGGUGAAUGUUGUGGCUCUUAACUCAUAAAUGGCGGGCUCAUCUGGAAAUCAAAUUAUAGACAACCUUCUGGCUAACAGCCUCUGAUUUAACAUUCCAACUACUAAUGGCUUAUAGGCAACUUAAUGAUCUUUGGUUUGCUUUUUGAUGUCAAACGUUGUAGUUAAAUAAGUAUAAAAGUCCAACCAGAUAACAGAAGAGUGCACUGUCAAGUAAACUAGCACUUUCAGCUUCUGAACAUAGCUAGCUCUGUGGAGCAUCACUUUCCUGCUUCUUAACAUAUGUUUCUCCUCCUAUUGGUUAUUUAGGCAGAUUGACAGUGAAUGCCUAGCUACUCAGUUGUUAGAGUUAAUGGGCAGGUAUAGAACAGUCUCAAGAACUGAUUGCUACUUGGAAGCUGGUGACAAGGUAGGUAGGUCGUCAUACUCGUACCAAAUGCUCUUCUAUAAUCCUCUUCCGUUUUACAUCCUCCGCUUCUUUCUUGCAGUUGUGAUGAAUUUUACUUUGUCAUUCUGGCCAUGGAAGUAUCUGUUUAUGCUUCAUUGAAAUGCCAUGACAGUUGCAUCCUCUACUAAUUCAUGUAGCAUUAGAGUUACUUAGACUGAUAUUUACAUUUUCUUUUUGUUGCAUGGGCCAUUGAAUUAGGAAUACUAGUUAUUGUCAACUUCAAUUGAUUUAGUGUCCAUAGUAAAGAUCCGUUCAAUAAAAGCUCUGUUUAGUUUUGUUAUUUCCUGUUGUUGACACUAUUUCAAUCGGAGUAUGUCAAGCUAUUCCAGAGCCUAACUGGAUUUUUGGUAAUAGGUGAUGCAGAAUGGCAGUUGAUUUUCUUGUAGUACCCAAAUAUAGUGGUAAAUCAGACUUUUUAGAUCUGCAGUUGCCCUUCCUGUUAUUAAAUAUCAUUCGUGUGAAAUAAUAAAUUCAGCAUGAUAACACACUUAUCAAAAACAACAUGCUAACAGGGACAAUCAACAAGAUUCCUCUGUCCUGGUUCCUCUUAAAGCGUAAAAAAAUUUCUGCCUUAUUGCUCUUCUGUGGACCAAAAGGCCAAGACUCCUGUUUUCUAACCUUUGCACAGGAAAUUAAACCAAGCUUAUUUUACUUUGCAGGUAUGGCCCUCGAGAUGUAUGGUGAAACUCUAACCAAACUGCAAAUCUAUGGAGCAGCGGUUAUAAGAUAAAGCAGGAGGAGAACCAAUAGAUAGACUUCCUCUCACACGUAGGGAACAUCAUAUUAACACCAAGUGGGCUGGCAUUCACAGACGAUUUCCAGCAGGGAAGCUCCAACCGAUUGUGAAGGGUACUUACUGACAGUCCUCCGUGAUGCUGCAGCGCUGAUGGUGAUAAAAGGAGCGAAUAUUGAGGAAGUCAUGGUGGCCAGAGCUUGUGGCAGUUCAUAAGUGUAUGGGGGAUGCUGAGAGGGGAAUUAGUCCUAUGAAACUUGUGACGAAGAGGAUUGAAGAUCAGAAGCAGUUCUGGCUUAGGCAGAUGGACGAGCGAGCUUGUCUAGUAGCCGUGAUUGAAGUAGAGUAGACUGCAGAGUUGAGCUGAAUUAGUGUAGUAUAACUGGCAAUUGCGUGCAUGCACACAUCAUGCAUAUGUCGGGCUUUGAAAUUAAUUCUUAUACGUUGUGGCAUUACUGUCGAUCUGACUUAAAGCUUACUAGGAUGCUGCUUCGGUAUUGGUAACCUGUAAGGCUAGGUUUUUACUCAUGCGUUGCAUUCUGCUAGAACCAGACUCGAUUCUAGCAAUAGAGUUAGUUUUCCAAUGGCGGAUGUGCCUGUCUGCCUGCCAGUCCACCUCUGUAGCCUUCUCUGCAGUACUGGGCUGGCCGACAAGUUGCCCGAGACUGAUUGUUUCGAUGAAGGGAAGAGGUAUGGUUCUCAAAAUUAUGUGUGUUUGCAAGGUUGGUGUUCAAUGCAUUUUAAGCUAGCUGAUUGUGCUGGUGCUGGUUCGGUAGUACUGGAAGGGUGAAACAAUGGAAAUAAAUAUUAUUGAUCAGACACUCUUAAAUGGCAGUACUGGGGUUUAAUUACAGGCUCACCGGAAAAGUACUUGUAGCAUCCAUUACAACACUUGGGAUAUAUCGACAUGUAAAUUGAUGAGAUCCGAGAAAGAAAGAAAGAAAAGAACAGGGGAGUGGACUGGACUGACUACAUUGUUUGCUUAAUUAGCUAGCAAGAACACGUUUCAGCCUCACUCCUGGUUGAUAGAAGGGAUUUCCAUUCACUAAAUUGGUAGAUUGAUAGUUUGAUACGAAUGAAGGAUCGAGGAUCCAGUAUGUAAUGGUUGUUGUGUGAUGUGUUGGCGUUGUCAAGAAGACUGGAUUUUGACGGGUUCCUCCUGCUGUUUGGCGGCCGGAAGAGCAAGGUGACCCUUCUCCUGGAGGGAAGUCACGGUUUCGUAGAGGCACUGCUUCGCCGGCGUGAACUCCAGCCCAAUGUCCUUGAGCUUUUGGCACGAGAACUUGUACGGCUUCACUCUUGGGUUCUUCUCAUCCGAACACCUGCACCAUUUUCACUUCUUGUUUUAGUACCAAAAUUCUGUUCCAUGCAAUCUACCACAUUCUAUGCAGUGUUCAAAGAUGGACAUAACUCCAUCUCCUAUCUCCAUUACAAUACAUAACAACAUGCGUGCCUACCACGUCAUUAUUGCGUGGGAAACAAUUAUUAUUAUUAUUAGUAUUAUUAUUAUAUGGAAAAAGAAGAGUAAAAGAAGUGUACCAAACCAGUCACCAAUGGUGGGGGGACCUAAAACUAAAGGGAUCCAUCAACAUAGCAAGGACAGCUAAAGGAGCAAAUCCAUCUUAUUUAGGGUAUAUUAGUGGGUUUGUGGGGUUGGUGGAAAAGACUAAAGAGGGGAGUUGGUGGGAGACUGAGACCAUCCUUGCUCUUGGCUCCACUACUUUUUUUUUCCCCCAUAAAUUAUCUCAUGUCACACAGUAAACCACAUCUUCAUCUCUAUUAUCAAUUGAAACAAAUUCUACGAAGCAAACAAGUCCAAGUCAUUGUUAAAGGUGCAACAACCACGUUUAGUCCUCUUGCUAUGCGCUAGCCAGGACAAGACAAGACAAUGGUUCAGGUACUUUAUGAUUGCAAUAAAAGAUUGAAACUUGUCUGACGAUAUCUGAUUAGAGAUCUUCAGCCCAUAACCUUUUAAUUAUGAAUUAAUUGAUUCAUGGUGCUUGGCCAGCUACUUACCUACUAAUUUAAAAACAUUUCUUAACAACCAUCAUUACAUUGAUGGCAAUUAUUUCUAUUGAAGGUGAUUACACAGAACAAGCUAAACUAAUAGAAAGCAAAACUAAAUAAAAUCGCCCAUAUCUAAAGUUCAGAUUUAGAUAAAGGAUUGUUGAAACUAGCAAGAAAGGGCAAGAUACGGGGGAAAUGGUAGGGACGAACUAAAAGUGAUUAAACUUACUUGGUGGGGACAGGGUAUUCGGGGAACAACUUGGCGAGGAUCUCAACAACCUCGCCGCGGUGGAGCACGCUCUCGGCGCAGAGGUACCGGCCGGCGGCGGCCGGGUUCUCGAAGACCAGAAUGUGGGCCAGUGCGACGUCCUUGACGUGGACAUAGGCUUGAACCGAGUUGGCGUAGGUCUUGGCCGAACCGGUCAGGUACUUGAGGAUGUGGAUGAUGCUCGCGUUAAUGGUGGAUUGCAG
This is a messenger RNA of Linum trigynum, 5885 nucleotides long. The record is from the annotation of a GenBank genome assembly. Lineage: Eukaryota; Viridiplantae; Streptophyta; Magnoliopsida; Malpighiales; Linaceae.